UGGUCAAUCCUAGUCAGCAUUACUCCUAUAAAACUCACAUAGCCUCCAUUGUCUCCUCUUUAUCCUUCUUCACACAUAAACACUCUCACCCUCUCUCUUCCUUUUUAAACAGAUGAACUAAAACCACCAAACUCUAAAAAUUUAAAGAAAAAUUAAAAAAAAAAACUUCCAUUUUUUUUCCACAUUUUCUCUCUCCUCCAUGAAAAUUCAGUCUAACCGCUUCACCUUACUCUGAGAAAUAAUGGCAGCGAAUUCGUGUGAGUUUGAAUUUGAACACUGAUUUUUCUUUUUUCUUUUUUUUUUUUUUGAUUUUUUUUUUUCUGAUUAAGAAAAAAAGGUUGAGUUUACUAAGCAGAGUUUACAAGUUAUUCCAUGCUUUACCUCGCAAAUCACAAGGUGUUGAAGCAUUUCUAGGGUAUAAUUUAAGCUUAAUCUUUCUCGGAUUCCGUGAAUUAUAUAUAUAAUUAUAAUUAUAAUUGUAAUCAAUAUAAUUAAUAUUUAGGAUAAAAAAAAAGUUGGUAAUCGGUUUGUUGGAAGAUGCGAGAAAUGGCGAUGAAGCGCGAUUUAAAGAUUAUCUACAUCAAUUGAUAUUCGAGAAAAAAAAAAGCGGAAAAUCGAGCUGAAAUUCGUGUUUUUUGGGAGGUUAAAAUGACAAAAAUGGAGUACCGAGGAAUUGAGAAAAGCGAAGCUUCAUCAGAGUUAGUGUAAACAAAGAGGAGAGAGAAUUUUCAAGGUUUUUGGUGUGGAAUUUGAUCAUCGAUUUCAUCAUGCCGUUAACGAUGAAGAUUCAGCCGAUUGACGCCGGCGCCGGCGAAAUUCCGAUGGCGGAGCCGGCAAAGCAGCCGAUGGUGAAGUCGCGGCUUAAACGGCUGUUCAGGAUCUCGGUUUCUGAGCCGACUGUUCCGGUGGCAUCGUCGGAGAUGUUUGAGCCGAGUUCAGUUUGUUUAGCUAAGAUGGUUCAGAAUUUCAUCGAGGAGAGCAACGAGAAACCCUCGCAAUCGUCUGCGGUUAGGUGUGGGAGGAACCGGUGUAAUUGCUUUAACGGCAACGGAAGUGACGGGUCCGAUGGUGAGUCGGAUAACACUGUGUCCUCCGCCGAUGUCUGUGACUUUCUCAAGAGUUUGGUGGUGUGCGCGAGUGUGAAUGAGAGGAAUGUGUUGGCUGAUACGGCCAAGAUUGUGGCGGAGAAGAAGACAUGCAAGAGAAAAGAUGAGCUUAGGAAGAUUGUAAUUGAAGGUUUAAUGGCGCUUGGGUAUGAUGCUGCAAUUUGCAAAUCUAAAUGGGAGAAAUCCCCCUCUUUUCCAGCUGGGGAAUAUGAGUAUGUGGAUGUGAUUGUAGGAGGAGAGAGACUGAUAAUCGACAUAGACUUCAGGUCAGAAUUUGAGGUUGCAAGAUCAACCAAGACCUACAAAUCAAUCCUUCAGACACUCCCUCACAUCUUUGUGGGAAAAUCCGACCGCCUUUCGAAGAUUAUUUGUAUUCUCUCUGAAGCUGCUAAACAAAGCCUUAAGAAGAAGGGUAUGCACAUCCCUCCUUGGAGAAAAGCUGAUUAUGUUCAGGCUAAGUGGCUGUCUCCACCCACCCGAAUCGCCCCCGCCUCGACCACUACCACUGUCACCGCUACUCCGCCCCCAAGCCCACUCUCCCCUGCUAGCUUUGUCAUCAAUUCCGAUGGGCCGAGCCCUAAUAGGGCCGCGGAGUCUGAUCACCACCAAGCUGAUGAGUCAGAGCAGAGCCGGAGCUCGCCACCAUCGGAGUCGGUGUUCGAGAUGUCCGAGAGCUCAGGUGAGGAGGAUGUCAAGGAGAAAAGGAACAAUAAUCCCAAGAAAGCCCCUGAACUUGAGGUUGUCAUCACUGGUUUAGCUUCUAUCAUGGAGGAGAAACCAUAGAGAAUGAAACAAGAUGAAAUUUUGAUCCUUUUUUUUUUGUUUCUAUAUUAUCCCUUUUUUGGUCCAAAUUUUCUUUUUUGAGGGAGUUAGUUUUUUGGGUAAUUACUAUUAAGAAGAUGCAAAAGUUUAUAGAGGGGAUUAUGUUUAACUACUACUUACUACUACUAGCAACAACUAUUACUACUACUUGAUAAGUGAAUUGCAUGGGUGGGUGGUAGCUUUUGACCUCUAGCUCUCUCUCCCUUCAAUCCCUUCUGGUUUUUUGUUGUAAGGGUUAUAUUAUAUUACAAUCUCUACCUACUGAUAUGAAUCAUAUCAAUAAUAUACAAAAAAGCAGCAAAUAUAUUGUCAUAUAUAUUAUUACACCUUCAA
Molecule: messenger RNA, 2261 nt
Organism: Chenopodium quinoa (quinoa)
Lineage: Eukaryota; Viridiplantae; Streptophyta; Magnoliopsida; Caryophyllales; Amaranthaceae
Exons: 3
Coding region: 768-1889 (373 amino acids)
Source: RefSeq, a predicted model, not a curated record